AUGUCUUCAUCAUCAUCAGCAGCUGUUAAUGAUUACUUGAGAGAUGAAGAUCUGACACAAGAAACAAGAGAUCUGAUCUCUUCUUUUCCAAGCGAGAAAGAUUUUGAUUUCUCCAAGUUGCCCUCUCCAAGACUCAUGAACACGCACAUACCGCUUCUUUCCUUACCCGAGUCUGUUAAGAGCUCUUCUUGUAAGAUUGUGUACUGUUGUAGGAACCCUAAGGACAUGUUUGUGUCCUUAUGGCAUUUUGGAAAGAAACUUGCUCCUGAAGAAACCGCUGAUUAUCCUAUUGAAAAAGCGGUUGAAGCGUUUUGUGAAGGGAAGUUUAUAGGUGGACCCUUUUGGGAUCAUGUGUUAAAGUAUUGGUAUGCGAGCCUCGAGAAUCCGAACAAGGUCUUGUUUGUUACUUAUGAGGAGCUGAAGAAGGAGACCGGAGAUACAAUCAAGAGAAUAGCUGAGUUCUUGGGAUGUGGUUUUGUUGGAGAAGAGGAAGUGAGAGGGAUUGUGAAGGUUUAG
Messenger RNA from Eruca vesicaria subsp. sativa (arugula), 516 nucleotides. The record is from the annotation of a GenBank genome assembly. Lineage: Eukaryota; Viridiplantae; Streptophyta; Magnoliopsida; Brassicales; Brassicaceae.